Molecule: messenger RNA, 3630 nt
Organism: Colossoma macropomum (tambaqui)
Lineage: Eukaryota; Metazoa; Chordata; Actinopteri; Characiformes; Serrasalmidae
Product: gap junction gamma-1 protein-like
Exons: 4
Coding region: 260-1429 (389 amino acids)
Biological process (GO): cell communication
Cellular component (GO): connexin complex
Source: RefSeq, a predicted model, not a curated record
CGGCUGGAGGAAUUUGGGGAAGGUUGCCCCUUCUUCUCUGUCUCUCAUAUACCGACGAGGAUGGAGAGGUCACAUGAUUCAACUUCAACACACCGACUGGGUUAUUAGAGAAAGGGGGGCAGAUGGUGAGAAACGAGCAAACGUUAUACCACCGGGAUAUUUUGUAAAGCGCCGAAGAGUCUCACCUUGGCUAACCGCAGAGAGCAGGACACGUUAGUGGCUUUCUAAGAGCUGACUGGUCCCUGGUCACAGUGGCAGCAUGAGUUGGAGCUUUUUAACACGCCUGUUAGAUGAGAUCUCUGACCAUUCCACCUUUGUGGGGAAGAUCUGGCUCACGCUCCUCAUCGUCUUCCGGAUUGUUCUGACGGUGGUGGGUGGUGAAACCAUCUACCAUGAUGAGCAGAGUAAAUUCGUAUGUAACACUGCGCAGCCUGGGUGUGAGAAUGUGUGCUACGAUGCCUUCGCACCACUCUCCCAUGUUCGAUUCUGGGUCUUCCAAAUCAUCAUGAUCACCACACCCUCCAUCAUGUAUCUAGGCUUCGCCAUGCACAAGAUCGCUCGCAUGAAUGAUGAUGACUACCUGCCACGGAAGCGCAAACGGAUACCCUUGGUGCACCGUGGUGCUAACCAUGACUAUGAAGAGGCAGAUGAGGUGGGUGAGGAGGUGCCCAUGAUAACGGAGGAGAUCGAGCCACCUGAGAAGGACAAGAAGGCAACAGCUGAGUCCUGCAGCACCCCUGUGAAGCAUGACGGGCGGAGGCGCAUCCAGAGAGACGGCCUGAUGAAAGUGUAUGUGCUGCAGCUGGUGUCACGCGUUGCCUUCGAAGUGGCAUUCCUCUUCGGACAGUACAUUCUAUAUGGCUUCGAGGUAGCUCCCUCAUACGUCUGCACCCGCAGCCCAUGCCCACACACCGUGGACUGCUUUGUCUCACGGCCCACAGAGAAGACCAUCUUCUUAAUCAUCAUGUACGUGGUCAGCAUGCUCUGCCUGCUGCUGACCAUGCUGGAGAUUCUGCAUCUUGGCAUCGGUGGCCUGAGGGACACAUGCCGUGAGCAAGCCGCCCAGAGGCGCUCAUUGUCUGGGCCUCCGCACACCACUGCCCUGUGCCACCGGCUGACCAGCGCCCCUCCGGGCUACCACACUACCCUGAAGAAGGACACCUCAAGCAGGCUGAAGGGAGAGUUCUGUGACUUGGGCGACUCGGGACGUGAGUCGCUGGGUGAUCAGGCAGCCAGUCGGGACCUGGACCGUCUGCGGAGGCACCUGAAGAUAGCGCAGCAGCACCUGGACCAGGCCUACCACAAUGAAGAAGGGGGAGCAUCGCGCAACAGCAGCCCAGAGUCUAACAGCACAGCGGCGGAGCAGAACCGACUCAACCUGGCCCAGGAGAAGCACGUCAGCGCUGCGGAGAAAGGGGUCCAUGCUUGAAGCAAGUGCAUUGCUGUUGUCUUGCCUCUCAGUCAAUCAAAAUGGCCUUCUAUGGGACGGACUGCACAUAUCGGAGGGCAGUCAUUGACACAAGUGAUACUGAAGAUGCGUGUGUGUGCGUGUGAAUGCGCAUGUGUUUGUAUGUUUAGGAGAAAAAUGUGCCUUUCAGUAUUAAAGGGAGACUCCACUACUUCACACUGUCACGUUUAUGUCUCAUCUGCUCAGCGCAGGUGAAUACUGCUUUAUAUGCUCUUUAGCAAAAUGGUCCAAAGACCUCACUGAGACGCAAUGGGGCAAAAAUGGCAUCAGUCAAGCAAAGAGAAGGUGCUUGAGUUUAAAACCGUUACCUGUUAAGAUACUGGUUUUAACAUGCCCUUGUCCACUUGACCUCUCCAGUCUACAAUGUCACCUCUAGGGCAGUUCCAUCAUGCUCAAGUGUGCUGUGUUAGAUUAACCCUCAGCUGGGCAAGGGACUGAGUGAAUGUGUCAACCUCAGCAGCAGAACUCGCCCCAGAAAUCAUGGCAACCUGACGCAUUUCCUAUUUUUCAAACCCAAAAAAUGGCACACAAAGCUGUUUACAAGCCAAAUACUAUAAAAUGCUUAAUAUUCAAAACCAUGACAUUUGAUUUGCUGAGCUUGGGGUUACAAACUACUCCAUCUGUUACACUGCAAACUACUCUAGAUAACAGCGAAAAAAGAAAGGUAAUACACCACAGUAAUACAUCACAGUUAAACUUACAGCCAGACAAAUUAUUCACAAAUGUAUGUACACUAUGCUUUGCAUUGCAAAGUUUGCUUUGCUAGCCAUUUAGGGCACUAAGGAUAACCUAAAAACCGCUCUUUACUGUCCUUUUCUUCCUCCUAUUGUAAUGUAGGAGUGAUGAAUUAAAGUUAGCAGGGGCAUGAUUAAACUGGCUCAUGAUAAUGCAAAUAGGAUUGGGUGUUAUACAUUUAGAAUUUCCUGUGUCAAAUAAUAAAUAUGCUGUAGUCACAUUCUUUGCCAUGACAGAGAAGUAGUGGAAUAUCCUUUCAAUGUUGUUUUCCAAGUUGCGAUACAGACAUGGAUGCCAUAUUCUGUCAAAAUGAGGCUGGUUUGUUUCUCAGCACAUUGCCAUAAGCCAAAACUUACCAAGUCUUCCACUUCAUCAUUCCAAUAUAUGAAAGCUCUAUUGGUGUAAAUACUUAGCAAACAAGAUCUGUAGUUUGUGGUUUGUAGUGUUUGUGUAAGGCUUUGUAAUGUGUGCAUGCGUGUAUGAGAGGUAACUGUUCAUUCCUCUUCUUUGUGGUACUUCACAUCUUCCCAGGUUUGAUGCUGGGUCAUAUCAGUGCCUUAUGAUCUUACAACAGUGACUGCACAGUAGGCUUCUGAUCACGCUGUCUUUGUAUGUGUUAACAAUGAAACUAAUAAGAAUGCACAUUUGAAUAACAUUACUGCCAUUGACCAGAUUUGGACAGUACUAAAAACCUGGAGAAUGCUUGAAUAAUGUAAAUUAAAAUCUUUCAUGCUGUUUAACUUUUGACCUAAAAGGUCUAUUUUACAUUCAUCUGAAUACAUUGAACCAGUUGUUACAUUCUAUUCCAUUUGUAAUAAAUUCUAUACCUUAGUAUCUGUUUUGGCUGUAGUACAAGUAGGAGAAGUAUACUUUGAAUGUGUUAAUUUUGUAAUUUAAAUGAUAUAAAUUAAAGAAUAGAAAUGAAUGCAUUUGUGCUGUUUUGAUCUAAUUGUCGCAUUUGGUGAGUUGUCAGUUGUGACAACUCAUCAAAUCAGCUGUGACUUAACAUGUUGUGCCUUAGCGUUUGUCUUUUUUGAAAUCCAUUUACUUCUAAUAUUGUCUUGGAAUGAACGUACUAACAUUUUUCAAACUCUGUGUCUUCAGUUCUGAUUGUUUGGAUGGAUCUGCUCAUCAGCACAUUUUUCAUCGUGGUAAAACUGGAUUCAAAAAGAUUACUGCAUCUGAAAGGUUCAGCUGUGUAAUUGUGGCAUCUUUGUCAUUUGUUCUGUGCCAUUGUAGAAAUGUGCUUUCAACUGGAAGAUGUUCAGUCCUUCAUGAUUUUUAUUUUUUUGCUUUAUUGGUGACAUGGUACAAAGUCAAAAUCAUUUCUGUACCAUUUAGACAGAUUCCUGUGCAUUGAUACAUUUUGUAGUUAUUGUCCUUGUUGUUUGCUUGCAUUGAAAAAUAAAAUUGCAUAUUGAUAACCA